Molecule: messenger RNA, 1477 nt
Organism: Saccostrea cuccullata (small rock oyster)
Lineage: Eukaryota; Metazoa; Mollusca; Bivalvia; Ostreida; Ostreidae
Product: adipolin-like
Exons: 9
Coding region: 231-1190 (319 amino acids)
Molecular function (GO): hormone activity
Source: RefSeq, a predicted model, not a curated record
CGACAAGUAUCCGUUAGGCUGUACAGUAAAUACCUCGCCAGUCAUCGUAAAGCACUUGUAUUCCAUUGUCGAGCUGAUUGGCUCUACCAAAGCGAGAAGCUUUCUUCUUUCAAAUUAAACGCGGACCGAAUCCCGGAGCGUCAAAGCGACAAGAGCCUCCGAAUUGUUAACAACAUCACGAAUUCCUGAGGGGACGCAGGGACAUUUAAUUAUUUGUGAAAUUAUUAGAAAUGGAAGACUUUCGAUUCUCUCAUAUUAUGGUGCUAAGUGCAAUACUUCUCCAAUUCCUUACUGUUGAGAACACAGUUGCUUUUAAGGACUUACUGGCUGAUCCCGACCCCUACUCCAGCGUGGAGACGAAUGAAGAGGAACCCCGGAGUGGACGCAGGCGGCCUGUCGACAGUAAAGAUAGCUGGUUACAGUUCAUACGUAGAGGGUCACGACCCGCAAAGCAGCCAACCAAGAAACGGAAAAAUAAACGCCUGCAAAGACUGGGAUGCCCCACGGGACCUGCCGGGCCACAGGGUCCACCCGGACCCCCGGGACCAAAAGGGGCAAAGGUCACAAUACAGGAACUGAUGACGGAAUUUCUGGAUAUCGUUAAAGAGGCUGCAGAAAGAAAAGCAGAGGUCAUUAUUUCAGAGAAAUGUGGGACGUGCUCUUCGACCAUAAACAAUAGCAGUGCAGAAGAUACUUUGUUUACAAAUGACGUCAUGGCUUUGCCUAGAAUUACAUCUGGAUUUCAUCUUCGUCUUAAAAAGAAUGUCAUCCUAGAUAGCAAAACCUUCAUGGAACUUGAUUCUUUUCAUCAACCUUUUGCCGCCGGAUCUUUUCAGAGGGGAAAUGCUUUUAACAUCAGAAAUGGUCGUUUUACGGCCCCCAAAGCAGGGAUAUACCAGUUUUCCGUAAAUUUACAUAUGCGCGUGAAGCGGAAUGGCCGGAGAUCCAAACUUAAGAGGAAAGACGCCAUAAAGACUCAAAUUUGCAUCAAUUCAUUAUGUAAUAAAUAUGUGUCCCUUAGUCAUGUGAUUGGAAUGGAGAGUAAUAGUAAAAUUUUCACGGUCAGCUUUUCAGGAUUUGUGCAAUUAGAGCAAUCACAGUAUGUCUCCGUGUACGUUGAUAAUGCGUCAAAAAUGAGUGCUGUAGUGUUGAAGAACUCGGAUUUUACUGGGAUAAUGAUGGGAACAUGAGAAAGUCUUACUCAAAUUUUACAACGUGUUGAUCUUCAAAGGUGUGCGUGCGUUCGUCAUUGUGGACGCUACCCUUCACGUCAUUAGCAUCCCCAGCUCUAAGUAGCGUCCUGUGACACCUACUCAACUACAAAAACUAUUAAAAUUUGAGAUUUACUUGUUUUUUUUCUUAUCGUAUAAUUUAUUGUUUUUGUUUUAAUGUAUGUACUUGCUCAUGAUGAUAUUUUUAUUGUAAUUAUAAUUUGUUACUAGUUUUGUUUCCUAAAAAAUAAAGUUGUUUAUAAAUA